This is a messenger RNA of Neltuma alba, 427 nucleotides long. RefSeq names its product putative lipid-transfer protein DIR1. The record is from RefSeq and is a predicted model, not a curated record. Gene Ontology annotation, biological process: systemic acquired resistance. Bases 120 to 425 code for a protein of 101 amino acids. Lineage: Eukaryota; Viridiplantae; Streptophyta; Magnoliopsida; Fabales; Fabaceae. The transcript has a single exon. Gene Ontology annotation, molecular function: fatty acid binding.
AUGCAAAAUAUUUCUAACACAUGACUACGAACUCUAUAAGUUAACAUUCAUACAAGAGAGCAUUAUGAACUAGACCUAGCCAAUUCACUACUUUUGAGUUCUAACUGGUUGAGGAUAGUAUGGCUCAGACUGGUGGCAAAGCUUUGGUCCAGUGGCUGGUGGCAGCUCUGCUCAUUGCCUUGUUGUGUGUUGCCCAGGCUGUUGUGAUAUGUAACGUGGAAACAUCUAGGCUGAACUUGUGCCGUGCAGCAAUUACUGGGAGAUACCCACCACCGCCCUCUAGGAGAUGUUGUGCAGUCAUUAAGCAGGCCAAUCUGCCCUGUCUUUGCAGUUACAAGUCUCUAUUGCCUGCAGCUGGAAUCGACCCCAAAAAUGCCUUGGCCUUGCCUGGUAAAUGUGGGCUGAGAACACCUCGUAGAUGCUGAGG